Molecule: messenger RNA, 766 nt
Organism: Arabidopsis thaliana (thale cress)
Lineage: Eukaryota; Viridiplantae; Streptophyta; Magnoliopsida; Brassicales; Brassicaceae
Product: Oleosin family protein
Exons: 2
Coding region: 243-632 (129 amino acids)
Cellular component (GO): lipid droplet; monolayer-surrounded lipid storage body; membrane
Source: RefSeq, marked reviewed
AGGACGAAAAAAUGUGGUAAACCAACAAAAUUAGCUAGGGAAACAGAAAAAAGAGAGGAGAAGAGGCAUUGAGGUAACGUAGAGCUCAACAGUCACUUGCAUCGUUACGCAUGAGGUAAAGCACGUGCCGUGCACGUAGACCAUACCUCUCUAGAUCUAUUCAUAAAAUCCACUCUCCUAAUUCAUGAAAUCCCACAACAUAACCAUCCGAUAAAACAAGGAAUAUUUUCUGGCCAUUAAAAAUGUUGUUUCGCAAGAAAAAACGCGAGAGAUUACGAUCUCCAAAGCCGACGAUUAAGGGUGUUUUGAUAGCGUUUUUUGCCUCUACAGCCGCAGUAUUCCUCUUGUUGCUGGCCGGUUUAUCACUAGUUGGCACAGCCAUGGCGUUAGCCGCCUCCAUGCCGCUCUUCCUUGUAUUCAGCCCUGUUCUCGUACCAGCGGGUAUUACCGCCACCGUUCUUGCUUUAAGUUUAAUGGCUGGAGGUACCUCCGGUCUGACGGCUCUCACCAUCUUAACUUGGCUCUAUAAGCGGGAGCGUAGUCAUAGAAUACGUGAACUACAUGUGCAACAGGUCGUCUUCCUUUACCAAAAAACAAAACAAAGCAAAACAAAGCAAGAAAAAAAAAACUGAUUAUGUCUUUGGAGAAAUAAUUUGGACCAAAUAAAGCAUUCAUAUAACAUUUAUCAGUGUUCCGUUUGAACAAUUUACUUGGUAGUUUAAUGGUUCAUCAGUAAAAACUCAUGAUCGUUAGUUCGACCAUAAUU